AUGUCAUGUUUUGUGUUUCAGUGCAUCAAAGUCAACUACAACAAAGACGUUCAGAAUAGGGCCAUAGAAUUCUUAGGAAUAGCAGAACAUCAACCAGUUGACAUUCAUCAAAUUAGCGAGGCAAUGGCAGAUCUAAGUCCUUUAUUAGGCGAGGGUCGCGGACUUCCGGGGCGAGAGGAUGUUGUCCGCUUUAUUCGCGUCAUUGCCACUAUAAUGGUAAAUCAGGUUGACAUACCACAUCCACCAGAACCACCAAGACUAAACGAACACGUACAUGAGUGGUUUGGCCGUGAUGACUCUGAAUUAAAUGAUGGAAAUUUGACACAAUUUGUUGGAGAAGAUGGGAGGACUGUUGACCCCAAGGAAAUCUACAAUAGCUUGAGACAAACAGGACCACAGACUCCAGGAGAAUUUUUCGCAAACUUUAUGACCAUGCUUCUUGUGCAGAGUUCAUCAAAGCAACUCUUGAGCACAACGGAGAACUGCCCGUAG
Messenger RNA from Cylicocyclus nassatus, 492 nucleotides. The record is from the annotation of a GenBank genome assembly. NCBI's taxonomy places the organism in Eukaryota, Metazoa, Nematoda, Chromadorea, Rhabditida, Strongylidae.